AGUCGGAGUCACCCUGUUGCUGUGGAGUAUAUUCCCAAUAUUACCUAAUGUCUCUUAAGUCUGUCGGCGAACAAACACAUCCUCAAAGUCGUCAAAGUCCUCCUCCCAGUUGCGAUAGUCCUCAUAGUCCUCAGUGUCCCACAUAUGCCUGAUGCAAAAAAUUUAUACCCAUCUCCCAAUCAUCUUUCAUUCUCCGCCGCCCAGCUUACGCACGCCCUACAAUUUACUCUCCUGGCUGCGCCGUAAAGCUUAAGCUUUAUCUGCCUCAUGCACACUCCACACAAUUGCCUGUAAAUAAUUUGGCCCCAGCGAUAAUCAUGUCUUAACACGUUCUGCAAAAUCUCUGUCUUCUGAGCCUCAUGUCCAUGUUCAAACCCUCAUCAACCCUUUUCAACUUGCGAUGCUCUCAAAGCACCAAUUCAGUUUUCGCAGACUCCUUGCUACAAUUUUCUCUCGCUUCAUGGAAUUUCCUACUGAUGUCCCGGGAUUAUUUACACUCGGCGAGACUCGACUUGACGUCGCGGCAUGGCGAAGAAUGCUCUUGGAUAGCAAUCUUUCCUCGCAGUGUGUCCUUGAAAAAGUCUGGUUUUGCAAAGCUUCCAAACGCAAGAAGCAUGAAUUUCUUGUAUUGUAUUUUCGUCACUGGGAUCCUUCAGUGCCUGCGACCGCCCGUGUGGUCGUAGACCGUGCUCCAAAGUCAACUCCGAACGACAGUGGCUCCUCCACACCUAUUACUCAUUCGUCGGGCAUCGCUUCCCCUUCAGUCAAACAAACUCCUGCCCUUGACUCCGUUUCCACUACCCCAAACACAGGUACUAGCACUCAUCAGUACCUAGAAUCAAGAUACGGCCCAUACAAACAUCUUUGUACCCUCACAUUCUCUCCCGCAUCCACACCUCCCUCUGCAGCCCAGAUAUCGGUUCUCUUAUCUGUUACAAGCACGCAUGCUCCCAACUACCACCUCUAUCAAUUUCAAUGUUACUGGUUCGCCAGUACUAUCUGGGAGGCCAUAAAACACCUCUUCCCAGGCUAUCUCGAGUCAACCUGGCAAGGAAUCCGCUCUCGCUGUUAUGGUUUUGAAGUGGAUAAGAUAGACAGCGUUAAAGUCGUGUGCGAGGAGUAUGCUAACGAGCAGAGGCGCCUCGAAAAUGAGGCAGAGCUGAAGAGGCAAGCCGAGCAAGCCAGAACACAACAGGUUAGUCUUUCAUGGACUAGAGGCAUCAUGUUCACAUUGCGAUCCUUGCAGAUAUGGAUGGAUGGUGUAGCUCAUGGUCUUGCUCAGCGCCAGGCGGAACUUGACAGCCACCAGGUGCAGCUUGACAGUCAUCAGGCAGAGCUUGACAGCCGUCAGGCGUUAAUUGACCGUUUGCUAGCGGAAAACCUCCAAUUACGAAGUACUCUGGGUUAAUUUUUCAUGUAGCUAUGAAGUUCAUACAUUUUGAAUUACAUGCAGUUUUUGAUCCCGAGCCAUGAGCGCCUCGAUCUUGGCCAUUUGCGACAAUCUACGAUCCUUUUCUUACCAGCUACUUUCAUACCAAUACCCUAGAUUUUACCAUUUUCGUUUAACCAUUUUCGUUUGCGUGCCACGGUAUCUGGAAUACACCUGUGUGACUUGUUCUUGAGAGAACUAAAUAUCUUGGGUCAUCUGCAAUCGAGCUUCUGUUGAAGCCAAACCUGAUUGGUACGCCUACACCGUCCUUUCACAUCAUUAAUGGGCCUCAAAG
Molecule: messenger RNA, 1724 nt
Organism: Suillus bovinus
Lineage: Eukaryota; Fungi; Basidiomycota; Agaricomycetes; Boletales; Suillaceae
Exons: 1
Coding region: 401-1408 (335 amino acids)
Source: RefSeq, a predicted model, not a curated record